UUUAUUCUUUCUUUCCUUCAUCCAACAACAGCAGAGUCACCGAUUACGUUCUCUAAAAUUCACUCCCAAAAAACUCUAUUUGAUUCCACCGAAACCCUAACCCCUUUCGACGAACGAAGGGCAAUCAGUUGCUCGCUCCUUCGAUCCAUUCUUGAAAUUCUCGUUAUCGCUCUUCGAACUCAAGCUCUCUCGCUCGCGAUUUCUGCUUCUGCACCAAUUUCUGCGGUUUCUCAAGAUUUAGAGGUUCAAAGUGGUUCAUUCCUUUGAAGCAUGCCGGGGUUAACGUGCAACGCUUGCAACACCAAAUUCAAAGAUGACACAGAGCAAAAGCUCCAUUACAAAUCCGAGUGGCAUCGAUACAAUCUCAAGCGCAAGGUGGCUGGGGUUCCUGGGGUGACCGAGGCGCUAUUUCUGGCUAGACAAUCUGUGCUUGCUCAAGAGAAAAAUAAACUGGGUGAAACCCCCAUGCUCUACACCUGUGGUCUUUGUGGAAAGGAUUAUAAAAGUUCUAAGGCUCAUGCUGAGCACCUUAAAUCACGUGGUCAUAUGAUGCGGGCCUCUGAAGGAACUAGUCACGCAGAUGAGAAGGCAAUAGUUAAGCCUCUUCCACAACGUGUUGUGAAUAGGCCUCCUCCUAAGAGAGAGGUAGAUAACUCUGAAAAUGAGGAAAGUGAAGAUGAAUGGGAGGAGGUUGAUCCUGAAGAGGAUUUGGUUGACGGUGCUGCAAAGUCCUUGACUGAUUUGAAUGUGAAUGAGCAUGGCGAAAAUGUUGAUAUGGAGGUAGAUGAUGAUUUUGAGGAGUUAGACCCCUCUUGUUGCUUUAUGUGUGAUCAAGAGCACAAAACAAUAGAAGACUGCAUGGUUCACAUGCACAAGCAUCAUGGAUUCUUCAUUCCAGAUGUUGAGUAUUUGAAGGAUCCAAAAGGCCUCCUCACCUAUCUUGGCCUUAAGGUCAAAAAGGACUACAUGUGUCUGUACUGCAAUGAUCGAUGUUAUCCAUUCAGCAGCUUGGAAGCAGUCAGGAAACAUAUGGAGGCAAAAAGUCACUGUAAAGUGCAUUAUGGUGAUGGUGAUGAUGACGAGGAGGUAGAAUUAGAUGAAUUCUAUGAUUAUAGCAGCAGUUAUGUGGAUGAUCAAGGCAAGCAGCUUGUUGCAUCUUGUGAUGCAUCUAACAAUGUAGAACUUGUUGGUGGGUCUGAGCUCAUAAUCACCACGAAAUCUGGUGAAAGAGCAUCAACCAAAACACUAGGUUCCCGUGAAUUUUUGCGUUAUUAUCGUCAAAAACCUCGGCCAUCACUAGCAAAUAUGGCUAUCACUGCUGCGUUGGCUUCAAGGUACAGGAGCAUGGGCUUGACCACUAUCCAAUCAAGGGAGAAGAUUGUGAGGAUGAAAGUGCUGAAGGAAAUGAAUAGGUCAGGUGUGGACAAUAUGCGUACCAAGAUGGCGAUGAAGAGUAAUGUCAUCAGGAACCUGCCAAAGAAUGUACCAUAUUAGUCCUCACUGGUAAUAGUUUUACAUGAGUGGUGCUGUGUAUUAGUUUUUUCUAUAAGGUUUCCUCAUGAAAUAAUUUUGCAUUUCUUGAUCUCAUGAAUCAUCCACAAGGUAUCCAUCAAAGGUAGUAGAGUGACAUGAUAUACAUGAUAUUUUCCAAUGUGGAAUUAGGCAUUUUACUUUUUUCUUUGUCGUUAGGGGUAUCAUCAACAUCUGGAUGAUAAGGACACAUUUCUGAUUGGUUCUAUUUUUGGGUGGAGUGCGGCAUGGAGUUGAUUUUUUUUUUUUUUGGAAAACGAUGGAACCAUAAUGAGUGGAAAUUUUAAUUUUAAUUUUAAUCCUAGAGGAAUUACAAUUUUGCA
This is a messenger RNA of Glycine soja, 1853 nucleotides long. RefSeq names its product cytoplasmic 60S subunit biogenesis factor REI1 homolog 1-like. Bases 271 to 1494 code for a protein of 407 amino acids. The transcript has 6 exons. The record is from RefSeq and is a predicted model, not a curated record. Gene Ontology annotation, cellular component: preribosome, large subunit precursor. Gene Ontology annotation, molecular function: nucleic acid binding; zinc ion binding. NCBI's taxonomy places the organism in Eukaryota, Viridiplantae, Streptophyta, Magnoliopsida, Fabales, Fabaceae. Gene Ontology annotation, biological process: ribosomal large subunit biogenesis.